Messenger RNA from Medicago truncatula (barrel medic), 2159 nucleotides. RefSeq names its product L-ascorbate oxidase. Gene Ontology annotation, molecular function: copper ion binding; oxidoreductase activity. Bases 157 to 1857 code for a protein of 566 amino acids. The transcript is spliced from 5 exons. The record is from RefSeq and is a predicted model, not a curated record. Gene Ontology annotation, cellular component: extracellular region; plasmodesma. NCBI's taxonomy places the organism in Eukaryota, Viridiplantae, Streptophyta, Magnoliopsida, Fabales, Fabaceae.
GGUAUGUGACAGCCUAGGCAAUGUUAACGGUACAAUAAUGUAGAUACAUCUCCACUUAGUUCUUAUAUAUAUACAUACAAUCCUUCUUUCAUUUCAUUUAUAGAUACAAACAGUCCCAAAAGACUAAAUCUCUGAGCAAAAGCUAGCUUAGCAACAAUGAGUUUGUUGAAAGCAGUUUUUGUUUGGUGUAUAUGUUUAGGAUUAUUUGAGUUAUCAUUAGCAAAAGGGAAAUCACACUACAAGUUUGAUGUGGAAUACAUAUACAAAAAGCCAGAUUGUAAAGAGCAUGUUGUGAUGGGAAUCAAUGGCCAAUUUCCAGGCCCAACUAUUAGAGCUGAAGUUGGUGACACUCUUGUUAUUGACCUCACCAACAAGCUCCAUACAGAGGGAACUGUUAUUCACUGGCAUGGAAUCAGACAGUUUGGAACUCCUUGGGCUGAUGGAACUGCUGCAAUAUCUCAAUGUGCUAUAAAUCCAGGAGAAACUUUUCAAUACAAAUUCAAAGUUGACAGGCCUGGUACAUAUUUCUAUCAUGGACACUAUGGUAUGCAAAGAGCAGCAGGGUUGUAUGGUUCUCUAAUAGUGGAUUUACCAAAGAGCCAAAGAGAGCCAUUUCAUUACGAUGGUGAGUUCAAUCUGCUCCUUAGUGAUCUGUGGCACACAAGUUCACAUGAACAAGAGGUUGGCCUCUCUUCUGCCCCAAUGAGAUGGAUUGGUGAACCACAGAGCUUGCUCAUCAAUGGACGAGGACAGUUCAAUUGUUCCCUAGCAUCUAAAUAUGGGAGCACCAACCUACCCCAAUGCAAUUUGAAAGGUGGUGAAGAAUGUGCACCCCAGAUUCUUCACGUGGAGCCAAAAAAGACCUAUAGAAUAAGGAUUGCUAGUACAACGUCCUUGGCUUCUCUCAACUUGGCCAUUUCAAAUCACAAACUUAUUGUAGUGGAAGCAGAUGGAAACUAUGUGCACCCAUUCGCAGUCGAUGACAUCGACAUCUACUCAGGUGAAACCUACUCAGUCCUCCUUACAACAGACCAAGACCCUAAAAAAAACUACUGGCUUUCAAUCGGAGUUAGAGGUAGAAAACCAAGCACACCACAAGCCCUAACAAUCCUUAACUACAAACCACUCUCUGCCUCAGUUUUCCCAACAUCACCACCACCAGUCACACCAUUAUGGAACGAUACCGAUCACAGCAAAGCAUUCACAAAACAAAUCAUUUCCAAAAUGGGAAAUCCACAGCCACCAAAAUCCUCACACCGCACUAUUCACCUCCUCAAUACACAAAACAAAAUCGGUAGUUUCACUAAAUGGGCUAUUAACAAUGUUUCAUUAACAUUGCCAACAACACCUUACUUAGGAUCAAUUAAAUUUAACCUAAAAAAUACAUUUGAUAAAAAUCCACCACCAGAGAGAUUUCCAAUGGAUUAUGACAUAUUUAAAAAUCCAGUGAAUCCAAACACAACUACCGGCAAUGGUGUUUACACGUUCCAGUUGAAUGAGGUUGUUGAUGUGAUACUACAAAAUGCAAACCAGUUAAAUGGGAAUGGUAGUGAAAUUCAUCCAUGGCAUUUGCAUGGACAUGAUUUUUGGGUUUUGGGAUAUGGUGAAGGGAGAUUUAGACCAGGAGUUGAUGAGAGAAGUUUCAAUUUGACACGUGCACCUUUGAGGAACACUGCAGUUAUAUUUCCAUAUGGUUGGACUGCACUAAGGUUUAAGGCAGAUAAUCCUGGUGUUUGGGCAUUUCAUUGUCACAUUGAACCACAUUUGCAUAUGGGAAUGGGUGUUAUUUUUGCUGAGGCUGUUCAUAAAGUUAGGAACAUACCUAAAGAAGCUCUUAAAUGUGGUGCUACAGCCUAGAUGUUCCUAAUGACAUUCAAAAUUGAGUCUAGUUAAUUAUUUAUGCCAACCAUUAAUUUCAUAUGAGUGUUUUUUCUUCUCUUUCUAAGAUUUCAUCACUUCAUGGAAUGUUUUGUUGUGUUAAUGUUAUGCUAUGCAUGUUUCUCAUGUAUAAUUAGGUCAUUUAUCCAACUCCCUGCUGCGUGAAUAAUAUGUAGGGGGUUUUAUUUUUGUGGCAAAUUUGUGUAACAUAUUAAUUUAUAAGAAAUAUCUAUAGUGAUGAACGAUUAAUCAACGAAUAAAGGUGAUAAAUUUGCAUGAUA